AUGGAUGUUAUCGAACCGGACGAUCGUCCGACGGAAACGGGAACAAGCGCAAAGCUCACCAAUGGAAACACAACGUCGGCGGAGGAAAAUACUAUGGCGGCGGUAGCAAGUGGUGCCGGAAGGCGCAAAAAGGCCAAAAGGAAAAAUAAAGCUAAAAAUAGUCUGUCCGAGCCGGAGAUGACGGGCGAAACGAGUAUGACAAUCCCCGGCUCCACAGACGCAGCGAUGACGAAACCGUUGAAGGCUGUGCUAGCGAAGGAGAUGCAACAGAAUACAACAGUGAGUGUACAUAGUAAUUGUAAUAGGAAUAGCAGUAACCAUAGCAGUAGUCAUAGUAACGGACUGCCGGAGGAACCAGUAACGUCCGUCGAUGCGAUCAGCAAGAAGCUGGAGCAGUGUGUUCAAAUCGGUCGUAAUGGACUGACGCAUAAUGGUUUGCCAAAGCGCGGUGCUGACGGGUUGCCGGGUGCUGGCAGCGCACUUAGUGAAGAAACAAGUCGCGCAGGAACUUCAACGGAUAAGAGUACGGCCGGUAGGAAAAAGCACCGCAGUAGGCAAACGAAAAAAGCACCCACAAACACAACCUGUACAGAGAGCGGAAACGAGGAAAGUGAAGACGGAGGUAAAUCUCAGCCAACAUCAUCAGCCUUCCAGGGCUCGAUAGCUAGCGAACAGGGCGAACCGGCCGUUGGUAAUGUGCUGAAGAGCGUAACGGAACCAACGGGCGAUUGUGUCCCAUCGACAUCGAAAACAUCAUUGUCAACGGGUGGCGAAAGCAAACCGGCACUCACCCCGAUGGAAAUCGCGUACCAAGUUUACGAAUCGGAACGGCAAAUGCCUUCCAUUAUGGCACUGAUACAGAAGGAUCUGUCGGAACCGUACUCGAUCUACACUUAUCGCUACUUCAUACACAACUGGCCAAAGCUGUGCUUCCUCGCACUGCACCGGGACACAUGUGUCGGUGCGAUCGUCUGCAAGCUAGACAUACACCAUCAAGAAACGCGUCGCGGAUACAUUGCAAUGCUGGCAGUGGACAAGGACUACCGAAAGCUAAAAAUCGGUACCACACUCGUGCAGCGAGCAAUACAGGCCAUGCUGGAAGAUAACGCCGACGAGGUGGUGCUGGAGACGGAAAUCACGAACCAACCGGCAUUGCGAUUGUACGAAAAUUUAGGCUUCGUGCGAGACAAACGGCUCUUUCACUACUAUUUAAACGGUGUCGAUGCGUUACGGCUUAAGCUGUGGUUCAGAUGA
Messenger RNA from Anopheles marshallii, 1254 nucleotides. Its product is annotated as N-alpha-acetyltransferase 30A-like. The transcript is spliced from 2 exons. Gene Ontology annotation, molecular function: protein-N-terminal amino-acid acetyltransferase activity. The record is from RefSeq and is a predicted model, not a curated record. Gene Ontology annotation, biological process: N-terminal peptidyl-methionine acetylation. NCBI's taxonomy places the organism in Eukaryota, Metazoa, Arthropoda, Insecta, Diptera, Culicidae. Bases 1 to 1254 code for a protein of 417 amino acids. Gene Ontology annotation, cellular component: NatC complex.